This is a messenger RNA of Suhomyces tanzawaensis NRRL Y-17324, 2066 nucleotides long. RefSeq names its product allantoinase (gene DAL1). Lineage: Eukaryota; Fungi; Ascomycota; Pichiomycetes; Serinales; Debaryomycetaceae. The transcript is spliced from 2 exons. The record is from RefSeq and is a predicted model, not a curated record. Bases 1 to 1842 code for a protein of 613 amino acids. Gene Ontology annotation, molecular function: allantoinase activity. Gene Ontology annotation, biological process: purine nucleobase catabolic process. Gene Ontology annotation, cellular component: cytoplasm.
AUGUCCCGUGCCCUUUCUUCCACCAAGGUGCUUGUUGGCACUGCCGUCAUUCCAGCCACCAUCAUAUUUUCCAUCGAGUCGGGCAAAAUCCUCCAUAUUGUGCACUCAGUCCUUCCCGAGUCCCACCCCACGCUUGUCCACUACAAUGUGCUUCCAGCUGACUACAGGAACGUGUCGCCUCUCGUGAUCAUGCCAGGGUUAGUGGACGCCCACGUCCACUUGAACGAGCCGGGACGUACCGAAUGGGAAGGGUUUGCGACCGGAACCCGAGCCGCGGCCUUUGGCGGAGUCACCACCGUGAUCGACAUGCCAUUGAAUGCCAUUCCCCCCACCACCACUGUGGCCAACUUCAACUUGAAGAUCAACGCCGCUAAGGGCCAGACCUGGGUCAACGUGGGCUUCUGGGGUGGCUUGAUCCCCGACAACUUGCAGCACUUGAAGCCUUUGAUUUCCAUGGGAGUAAGGGGCUUCAAGGGGUUCUUGAUCGAGAGUGGGGUGGACGAGUUCCCUGCCAUCGAUCCAGCAUAUAUCAUCCAGGCAAUGGAGCAGGUCAAAGACAAUAAGACGGUGUUGAUGUUCCACGCCGAGAUGCAGCCCGACGCUCACAGACCAUCAUCAAGUGCUCCGGAAACCGACCUGAGUGGACAUCUCCAAGUUGGGCCAGUUCCCAUCGCCCACAAAGAUGCGAUGGCUACCCUCUCCAAAGAUAUCGAGCAGUUUGACCUUGGGAUGUCUGCCUCCUUCAUCAGCAGGGCUCCCCAGCCAGUGGUCGAGCUUUUGAACAAAGACAAAUCGAACCAUCACGAGGAACACGAAAACUGCCAUCUUCCCCACAACCAUGCAGGAUCCAUCGACCAUUCGGUGUUGACAGAUGCUCAGGCCACUGCCUUGGCCAAGUCCCCACUCUUGGCAGCAGCAGAGCCUACUUUCGGAAAAUACGCUCGUAUGGCCAACCACCACUCCGCAGAAGAAUCGCCUUUCUACAAAGCCAUAGACAUGGACGACACCCAGAAAACAAAAACGCCUCUUUUAUUGGCACAACAGGAAAACUCGAUUUUGGAGGAUAUCGAUCCCACCUCCUAUGCCUCUUUCUUGGCCUCCCGUCCUGACAACUUCGAAACCACCGCAAUUGCUGAAAUCAUUCACUGCUCAACUCUUAUUCCCACCGUCCCAUUACAUAUCGUCCACUUGGCCACCCACGAAGCCGUGCCAUUAAUAAGAGCAGCAAAAUCAAAGGGCUUACCUAUCACAGCAGAAACAUGUUUCCAUUACUUGUCGUUGUGCGCCGAGAAGAUCAGUAACUGCUCCACCCAUUUUAAGUGUUGUCCUCCCAUCAGAACCGACGACAAUAGAAAAUUAUUGUGGAAAGCCUUGAGAAACGAUAUCAUCACCACGGUUGUUUCCGAUCAUUCUCCUUGUACUCCGGAGUUGAAGGGGUUGGAGAAGGGUGACUUCUUCGAAGCCUGGGGAGGAAUUAGUUCCGUCGGUUUCGGUUUGCCUAUUUUGUAUACCGAGGGGCUCAAGCUUGACCCCCCAGUGACCCUUGAGGAGAUCAACAAAUGGUGUUCGAUCAACACCGCCAAACAGGUUGGAUUAAGUCACUGCAAGGGUAAAAUCGAAGAGGGAUAUGAUGCCGAUUUAUUAAUAUUUGACCCAGAACAAAAGUACAUUGUUCAGAAUCAAGAAACGUACUUUAAAAACAAAUUGACAGCAUACGAUGGGCAGGAAUUCCAAGGAAGAGUUGUCGAGACCUUGGUGGGCGGUAACAGUGUGUUCGAGUUUGGUAAAGGUCACUCCGACAUUGCCAUGGGUAAGUUGAUUUUGGAGCCAAGAUUCGCAUAGGGCUCUUUUGGAACCACAAAUGGAACGGUUGCUAAAGCAACAGUAUAUUGCUGCGAAAAACUUUUUGACACAAUGCACACAAAAUGUGAGUUCUUGAACAACAUUGGCUACAUUUUAAUCACACCACGUUCAGCUUCUUCUUGAUAUGCCUUGUUGAGCUGUUCAUGUAUGUAAUAAUAGGAUCAAUAUAGAGGUUUAAUUUCAAUUCAUUCCAUUCACACCAC